This is a messenger RNA of Closterium sp. Naga37s-1, 1686 nucleotides long. The record is from the annotation of a GenBank genome assembly. NCBI's taxonomy places the organism in Eukaryota, Viridiplantae, Streptophyta, Zygnematophyceae, Desmidiales, Closteriaceae.
AUGGCGUUAGUGGUGGCCGCGUCGCGCAUGUGUUUAAAUGUUGUUCCCGACGGUCCGGCUCCCACUCCGUUCUCGCAUCUUCCUAGAAUUUUGGCGAACUCAGCAUGGGUGAUGGACAGUUUCGACUCGGGUGGCACAGGCCAGUUGCUGCUAACGCCGUUAAAGCCCUUCUCGCCGCCACCUGAUACCCAUUCUCUGGUCCUCCGCCCGUUCCACUUACGGCUUCUCUCCUCGCCCCACGGCUUCCCUGCUCUCGAGAUGGUGAUUGCCGGAGCACCUGAGCCGUCGCCAGGGCUCGCUGCCGCCUGGUCGGCUGUGGUCGCCAGGCCUCCGGCAGGGCCCGAAAGGGUGACCAUGGCGACGGAGCCCCCUCUACCGCCGGCUCCGAAGCACGUGACAGCAGUCUCUGAAAAGACUCCUCCCCACGCACCCGCGGCUCCCCUUGCCGGGGCAGGGGCUGGCCCGACCGCUCCCGCUGCUGUUCCGUCUGCUCCGCCUGCGUCACCAGGCUCCCUGGCUCCCCUUGUCGAGCCGUCGGCCUCUGCCCCUGCUGGGGGUGUUGCUGAACCCCCUGCACCUGUCCCUGGCGCCCCUGUUGCGCCGAACGCUUCUGUCCCCUGCCUGCCUGCGCAGGCCUCUGCUUCGUCACCAAAGGCGGCGUCCGCCACCACUGGCGAACCGGCUCCGUCGGUUGCGCCUGCGGCGGCGGGUCGGUCCGCACCCGCUGUGACGGCGGUGGUUCCUGCAGGCCAACCGUCUCGUCCCCCGUCGCCAGACCGCCGCCUAUCUCGCCCCCAUUCUCCCGCGCCCCAGCAGGAGCGCGAGUCGUCGCGGCGCCGGCGCAACUCUUCCCGGCGCUACCAGCGGCAGGCCCAAUGGCCUGCUCACCCCGGUGGCAAUGCGGGCUGGGGGGGUCCCCGCGGGCGUGGUGGUGGCGGGGGAUACCGUCCGCCUGUGACAAUGGCGGAUCUUCAGCGGGAGGUGUCGAGGGCCGUGCGCGAGGAGAGGGCGGCGCAGAGCCAGAGCAGUUCACUGCGGGCCGCGCCAGCGCACGUGGCUCCUCGCCGGGCUGUGCCUCCCGUGGUCCCUCCACCGGCUGCUGUACUUCCUCCUCCUGUCCUUGCCCCAUCGGCUCAUGCUCCUGCUGCCUCGACUGCUGAUCCUGGGUCUCGACUUCGCCUGCCGCCCGUGCCGCCGGUGGCAGGUGUCGAGUUCGUUCCUGCUGGUGGAGGGGUGGCGGGGGCGCAGUACCCUCCAUAUCUUGCUCCCGAUGAGCCGCUUCCGUUCUUGGCGGUGGCACUUCAGCCCCCGCAGACCCGUGUUCCUGAGGCGACACUCGGCCAGCUGCACUGUCUUGUUGAGAGCCUUCACGCGCUGCUGCUGAUCCAGGUGCUGGCUCACUCUUCUCUCCCUGCGAUCCCUGCUGAUUCGUUUCAUGACCGGCCACGCGAGACUUGCCUGGACGCGGUGGACCAGCUCUCGCAGCUGCUGGCGCCCGCGUUGGCUGCGCCCGUAGAGGGUGGCGCUGCGGCAGUGGGACAGCUUGACGAGGCUGUCCGGGGCCUGAGGCGACACUUGCGCGCAGGAUCUGGAGCCGCGGCGAUCGGCGCAAGUACGCUGGUGGUCCGUGAGCUGUGGCGGACGUUGACGGGCAUUCUCCAUGCCCUCGGGGCUCACCGGAUGUAG